This is a messenger RNA of Amphiprion ocellaris (clown anemonefish), 1067 nucleotides long. It is a transcript of the gene tpt1, whose product is annotated as tumor protein, translationally-controlled 1. The transcript has 6 exons. Bases 127 to 642 code for a protein of 171 amino acids. Lineage: Eukaryota; Metazoa; Chordata; Actinopteri; Pomacentridae. Gene Ontology annotation, cellular component: cytoplasm. Gene Ontology annotation, molecular function: calcium ion binding. The record is from RefSeq and is a predicted model, not a curated record.
UCACACUGACGUCAGCAGGAUGUAAAUACGGCGCCUCGCGGCCUCGUCGCUCUUUUUCCUCUCCCGUGCUGUUAGAGCGGUUGGCCUACGCUCUGUCUUCGGAAGACUCAACACCGAACCAGCAAAAUGAUCAUCUACAAGUGCAUAAUAACCGGUGAUGAGAUGUUCUCAGAUAUCUACAAAAUUACAGAAACCCACGACGGACUCUUCAUCGAAGUUGAAGGAAAGACCAUCACUAGGACCAGCGACGACAUCGAUGACUCUUUACUUGGAGGCAACGCCUCUGCUGAAGAAGUACAAGAGUCCAACGAGUCAAGUUCUGUCUCUGGUGUCGACAUCGUCCUCAACCAUAAGCUGCAGGAGACUGGCUUUGAGAAGAAGUCAUACACGGCAUACAUCAAAGAGUAUAUGAAGGCCGUUAAGGCCAAACUGGAAGAAACCAACCCAGAGAAAGUGGAUGCCUUCAAGGCCAAUGCCCCAGCAGGAGUCAAGGCCAUAAUGGGAAACUUCAAGAAUUUCCAGUUUUUCACAGGAGAGAGUAUGAACCCAGUCGGCACUGUGGGUCUGCUGGAUUACCGUCCAGAUGAGGUCACACCAUACAUGAUUUUCUUCAAGGAUGGUCUGGAAAUUGAGAAAUGCUAACUACAUCUGCUACUUCCCAAGCGGCCCACAAGGAAACUGAUGGAGCACGACUUUGCAUCAUGUCUGAACGGAUACAUCCUUGUUCGAUUUCUUACAUAUUCACAUUAUGAACCACAGUACUACUCCCAAAGCUGGAGGAAUCAAACAUGAUUGAUCACCGAAUAGUUUUAACUUAUUCUUUUCAACCUUUGCUGUGUUUGAUUUUUGUCCCAGGAUUGAACUACCAGGUAGGACAGUGAGUGAAGCUCUGACUUUGACUGGAAAAAAAAAAUGUAUUUUUUUUUUCGUCUCAGUGUACUCUUUUAGCAACGAUCCAUGCAGGUUAACAUCUCCAGACCUCUUGGUGUGUGGGUUCCAUUAAAUAAGAUUCCAUCUACAGUUAAAUGACUUCUGUUUUAAUUUGACAAUAAAAUGAAAUGCCACUA